This is a messenger RNA of Diorhabda sublineata, 973 nucleotides long. RefSeq names its product ras-like protein family member 10B. Gene Ontology annotation, molecular function: GTPase activity; GTP binding. The transcript is spliced from 4 exons. The record is from RefSeq and is a predicted model, not a curated record. Bases 1 to 906 code for a protein of 301 amino acids. NCBI's taxonomy places the organism in Eukaryota, Metazoa, Arthropoda, Insecta, Coleoptera, Chrysomelidae.
AUGGGGGUCCUCUCCACUAUUACGUUGCACAGAAAGGUGAAACUACAUAAUUAUAUUUUUAUUUGUCAAGCAAUUGAAAUAAUCAACAAAGUGGCGCAAAGUUCAGACUCUGUCAUCACUCCAAACUCCAAGCGGCACUUGGAGUUGGAUCUGGAUUUCCUGGAGCGACGCCAAAAUGCCACUUCAGGAACAAGCGGUCAGGAGAGCAGCCAAGAACAAGACCAGCGCUCUCCUAUCGAGAUUAGUCCUGAAUCGGUCGACAGAAUUAAGGUUAUUCUAUUGGGGGCACCGGCCGUUGGCAAGACUUCCAUAAUACAGCAAUUCGUCUGGAACGACUUCUGUGAAGAGUACAUUCCUACGGAUCGAAAACACACCUAUUAUCCUUCAGUGAUUACAAACGAACGCCUGUACGAAAUAAAAAUCUCAGAUCUUCCAGUUAUCCCAUACUUUCCCGUAAAUUCUUACUAUGAAUGGGCCAACUACAGAUACUAUGGCCUACGAAGUGCCACAGCAUAUAUUUUGGUCUUCGAUCUGUCCAACGUAGACACUUUUCAAUAUGUAAGAACACUUAGGGAACAAAUAUGUGAAUCAAGGAAUAUGCAGAAUGUUCCUUUAUUAGUUGUUGGUAAUAAACAAGAUCUAAUAGUACCUGAGGAAGGUACUAGUAAUAGUUCCAAACCAGCCAUAACGAGUAGUAACGAUGAAAAACGUAGAGAUAUAGUAAAUUUAGUGAAAAAGCAUUGGAAAUCUGGAUAUAUUGAAUGUAGCGCCAAAUAUAAUUGGAAAGUAGUAGCUGUAUUUAAAGAAUUGAUCAAUAUGAUUGACAAUUUGAGUAGUAGAGAUCAGAGUCCGAUGUUAGAUAAUAUUCAGGAAGCUCUCGAUAGGAAUAAAUGUAUUGUUAUUUGAUUUGUUAUGAAAUUUUUUUGUUUCAUUUAUGACCGAUUGGUGUUUAUUAUAAAAUGGUAAAUUGUAA